CCCCAGGAGCAGCACCAAGCGCUACAACAUCAUGGCCUUCAACGCCGCCGACAAGGUCAACUUCGCCUCCUGGCACCAGGCGCGCAUGGAGCGGGACCUGAGCAACAAGCGCAUCUACCAGGAGGAGGAGCUGCCCGAGGCGGGCGCCGGCAGCGAGUUCCACCGGCGGCUGCGGGACGAGGCGCGCCGCAAGAAGUUCGGCAUCGUGCUGCGCGAGUUCCGCCCCGAGGACCAGCCCUGGCUGCUGCGCGUCAACGGCAAGGCCGGCCGCAAGUAGGGCGCGGGGACGGGCCCCCCCCGCUGGCACCCCGAAAGCUG
Molecule: messenger RNA, 318 nt
Organism: Oxyura jamaicensis (ruddy duck)
Lineage: Eukaryota; Metazoa; Chordata; Aves; Anseriformes; Anatidae
Gene: GTF2F1
Product: general transcription factor IIF subunit 1
Exons: 2
Coding region: 32-277 (81 amino acids)
Biological process (GO): positive regulation of transcription elongation by RNA polymerase II; transcription initiation at RNA polymerase II promoter
Cellular component (GO): nucleus
Molecular function (GO): DNA binding
Source: RefSeq, a predicted model, not a curated record